GUAAGGCUUGUCAGUUGAGGAAGUGAAAUGACUAGCUCAACGAUAUUCAUAAACAAUCGCGGGGAGCCGACGAGAACAGCACAUUUAGCAGAAAGGUUGCUCUUCAGAUGAGAGGGGCUUACCUGCUUGAGCCUGCUUGUCUCCUUCAGUUGCUAUGGCAACACUAUAUUUCCCCACAUUUCUUCUCCUCAUUUUCAUGUCUUCCUUCUCCCUUUUACUUUUGACCCUGCUGCCCUCGGUUGCCCCAUCACUUCCCUUUUCGUCACCUCCUUCUUCCUCACCUUGGUCGUCGCCCUCCUGCGGUCAGGCUCAGGCCUGGGCCGUCCGCCUCCACGCCGGACCACAUCACGAGGAAGAAGAUGCUGACCAGAACUCUGUGCACUUGGAUGUUAUAGCCAACAGGGUAGCGGAGCAGGCAGGGCUGCAGAACCAGGGCCAGAUCGGACAGCUGGAAGGCCACUACCUGCUGUGUUCUGACAAGCCUGGACCUGAAUCCGUGGCCGAUAUUUGGAGUAAGAGUGUGCACCCCAGAGACGUCCUCGCAGCUCACCCGCAUGUCGUGUGGUUCUCCAAGGAGAGAGUGCUCAGCCGCUCCAAGAGAUCUGUGGCCUUCAACGAUCCGAACUACCCUAAACAGUGGCACCUGCACAACAACAAAAAUAAGGGUUUGGACAUCAACGUAACAGGAGUGUGGGAGCGCAACAUCACCGGCCAGGGAGUCACGGUGGUGGUGGUCGAUGACGGGGUGCAGCACGACCACCAGGACAUCCAGCCCAACUACAGUGCAGAGGGCAGUUACGACCUGAACUCCAAUGACCCCGAUCCCAUGCCUCACCCGGACAUCCACAGCGACAACCACCACGGGACGCGAUGUGCAGGAGAGAUCGCAGCCGUCCCCAACAACAGCUUCUGUGCCGUUGGGGUGGCUUACGGCAGCAAGGUGGCAGGUAUCAGAGUCCUGGAUGGUCCGUUGACUGACAGCCUGGAGGCUGUAGCCUUUAACAAGCACUACCAGGUCAACGACAUCUACAGCUGCAGUUGGGGUCCAGAUGAUGACGGACACACUGUGGAUGGACCCCAUCCCCUGGGCAAGGCAGCGCUGCAACAUGGAGUGAUCGCAGGCAGAAAAGGCUUUGGGAGUAUCUUUGUGGUUGCCAGCGGCAACGGGGGUCAAUACAACGACAACUGCAACUACGACGGCUACGCCAACUCCAUCUACACCAUCACAGUUGGAGCAGUCGAUGAGAAUGGGAGGAUGCCCUUCUACGCUGAGGAGUGUGCGUCCAUGCUGGCUGUCACUUUCAGCAGCGGAGGGAACAAGCUGAGGAGCAUUGUGACGUCAGACUGGUCCUUGCAGCACGGGACAGGCUGUACAGACAAGCACACAGGCACAUCUGCCGCCGCACCCCUGGCGGCGGGAAUGGUGGCUCUAAUGCUGCAGGUCCGGCCCUGCCUCAGCUGGAGAGACGUGCAGCACAUAAUCGCCUUCACCGCCACCAAGUGUGACAGCAGUGCAGACUGGCGGGUAAACGGGGCUGGAUUUAACCAUAGCCCGCAGCACGGCUUUGGUCUGCUCAAUGCGUGGAGACUCGUCAAUGCUGCCAAGGUUUGGGAGUCUGUGCCGUUCCUGGUGUCCUAUCAGAGCUCAGUGAUAAAGGAGGAAGCAGCCAUCCCGACAUAUCCUGACCAGCUGAUCCGUACCUGGAAAGUCUCGUCUGCCGAUCUGAAACAUUCCGGGAUGGAGACGCUGGAGCAUGUCGCUGUUACCGUGACAAUAAACCACCCUUGUCGUGGAAACGUGGAAGUCGUGUUAGUUUGCCCCAGUGGAAUGACUUCAGUCAUCGGGGCACGCCGUGCCAUUGACAGAGACCCUGCAGGCUACCAGGACUGGACUUUCUCCACUGUGCGCUGCUGGGGAGAGAGAGCUGAAGGCCUGUACACGCUCAAGAUAUCAGACCACAAAGAGCCGACGUCUCUGCAGUGUGCCGCCGCGGGAGUGUUGAAGCAGUGGGCGUUGACCCUGUAUGGUUCUUCGAUGACCUUCAGCGAGGUCAAGGACAGACAGAUGCUGGUGGAGGAAGCAAUGAGUGGCAAGUAUCUGGACAGCAGCUUCUCUCUGCCCUGCCCACCAGGCCUGGAUAUCCCUCCAGAGAUAGUCAGCCCAUUCACCUCCAACAGCCUCAAGUUCCUGCUGUUAUUGGGCUGCUUUGCUCUCUUCUGGUCUCUCUACUACACAGUGGAGGUCAUAUUGGCCCACCUGUACUUCCGAGGCAUUUUCUGCCCGAGCAGGAGGCGGGGCGCUCCCCGGAACAAGCGGGGACACAGAGGGAGAGGAGUGGAGGAGGCCAUAGUCGAGGAGGGUAGCCAGGAGGAAGACGGGGACUCCGGGGUGGAGUUGCAAGCGGUGCUGGACUCCGAGGCUGUGUCUCUUUUAAAUGGAGAGCGGCCUGCAACAUAGCACUGAGCCAGAUUGUUGUGCUGUUGUUGCAUCUCAGGCUUGAACCCACUACUCCCCAUCCACCCAGCCUACUUAUACUGCCUCUGGCCCCAGUCUACCUUACCUGAUGUGGUGGAGGGGUCACAGUCUGGUCUGCAGACUACUUUGACUGUGGAGUUGGGUAUUUAUCCUUGUCUGCAUUCUCCAAAAAUGUGGCCUUGUUUGAAAAUUUAUUUUUCUGCUAUGACAGUAAUCGCAGGACUGCGUGCAUGCUUUCACACUCCCAUCCCUCUUACUUUAGUUUUUAUAAGGAGAGAAGUGAUGAGGGAAUCCUCCAAAGUGAAGACACUUAUCAGACCUUUAGCUUAAAGGCAGGGUUGGUCAUUUUCGAACACUAGCAUGAUUUUGAAAGUAGCAUUCCCUCAGUGCUCCGUCUGCACC
This is a messenger RNA of Labrus bergylta (ballan wrasse), 2878 nucleotides long. It is a transcript of the gene pcsk7, whose product is annotated as proprotein convertase subtilisin/kexin type 7. Gene Ontology annotation, molecular function: serine-type endopeptidase activity. NCBI's taxonomy places the organism in Eukaryota, Metazoa, Chordata, Actinopteri, Labriformes, Labridae. Gene Ontology annotation, cellular component: Golgi membrane; trans-Golgi network. Gene Ontology annotation, biological process: protein processing. The record is from RefSeq and is a predicted model, not a curated record.